AAAUUCACAUACCUCAUCUUGUAACUUACUUUUUUUUAAGGUGAACUCAUCAUGUAACUUCAAACCCUCGUAUAAAAGCGACGGUGAUUGUUCCCUUCCCGCUCAACCCUCGUUUCAAAAAUUCAGAUCCAACAAUAAUAAUAACCGUAACCGAACGCCAAGUCCAAAUCCAGAUCUAUUCGCAUUUACUGCGAUACUGAUGAGAAGAGAAGAAAAAUCAUGGAUUCCAUUUCUAACAUCCCACUCUUAGAAAUCACAGCCGAAGACGAUUCCCUACUCUUAGAUGCUUCCACCGCCGGAGGCGACUCUGCCGUCUCCUCCGCCGCCGCCGCCGCGUCCACCGUCUUUUCCUGCUCUCCUCUAAUAUCUGUCCGAUCUCUCCCUCGAACAAAUGGUAGGGUUGGUGACGUGAACUCCGAAAACGCCAGUGCCGCGACGCAGAAAGACAGUAAGAACAACAAAGAGAACGUGAUUUGGAACAACAAACCGGAAGCGGCGAAGCUCAGCAUGGAGCCUCAGCAGAUGAAGAGGAAGAAGAAAGAAGGAGGCUAUAAUUUGCGAAAAAGCUUGGCGUGGAAUCGUGCUUUCUUCGAGGAAGAAGGUGUUUUGAACCCGUUGGAACUUUCUAUGAUUAGUGGCACUGCCACUCCUAAGAGGCCUAACACGGUGUUGAAAGCUAUCAACGAGGAAGAGCCAGCUAGUGCCUCUAUAGCACUUAAGGAAAUUGAAGAUAAUUUGUUUAAGCAAUCCUCGGAAGGUGUUGUUUGCACUGAAAAUAGAAGCGUUGGUGUUGCUGCUUUUCUAUCUCCCAAAUCUGGAGCAUCAACCAAGGUUAAAGCCUUUGCUUCUGUGGCUAAGCGGAAGGUGCUUGCAAACAAUGAUACUGUUGUGAAUAGACCUAAACGAAACGUGUGUCUCCGGCCAGCAGCUUCAUCUUCACUGAAAAGACCUGAACCAGUGAAGGCAACAAAUAGGGAAUCAAAAGCCACUAAUAUUGAUCCAAAAUCCAAUGCACCGGGGGUUACAAAUACGCCCAGGAGAGGAACGUUGAGCACAAGUUUACCUAAGAGAAAUCACAAUGCACAUCCGGCUACUAAUAUCCAAAAGUAUGCUGGAGCAAAAGGCUUGUCAAAAAACCCUAGAAUUGUGCCAUUGCCAAAUAAGCCAAAAGUUGAUCAGGCUGAUAAAUGUUCAAUUUCCAGAACUGUCAACAAGGAAGCUAGAAAGCAUUUGUUUUUUGAACAUGCACAGGAUAGCUCAAUCUCAGAAAAAUCUGUACCAUCUGGACAGCAUCAAUCAGGAUCUAGAGGACCUAAUGUUUCAGAAGCUUGUGUCCCACAAGUUAUUUUGGAGAUUAAUGAGAAAAAACAAGCGAGACAGUUUCAGACAACAAAACCUUCAGGCCUAAGGAUGCCAUCUCCCUCAUUGGGAUUCUUUUCUCAGGCCAAACCUUCCAAUUCACACAGCCAAUUACAGAAAAGCUCUAUACCUUGCAAACCUGAAGAGAAUAAUUUUCCCAAAUUAAGGAAGUUGGAAAGACAUUGUAUGGAUGAGGCAAGACUCCCACAAGUAUCUAGUAAAGGGUCUGACACUGUUGAAAACACAAUAAAUAACUGCAGUGAGAAAUUCAGUUUGCCAGAUGUAAGGUCAGAAGCAAGCACUGAAGUAAAUAGUAAUCGUUUAACAGCAUCAGUAGUGGAAAGUCAUUCAUUUGGCCCUGGAAAUAUAAGUGAGCAAGAAAUGGUUGAAAACAAGCAGAACUACAUGAAUGCAGAACUACACUUUGACUUAAAAUCUAAAGAACAAGCAGAACUACACAAAAGCGAAGGUGUCUCUAACAUGGAGGACAUGGAACUCCCUAGACAUGAAAAGAAGCUUCUUUCAAAGAGUAGUCAUAGCCAUGAGCAGUUGGAGAAAGAGGUUGACCUCCCUUUGGAAGACAAAUUACAUGAUGUUCUGUCCUGUGCGAGUCAGUUGGUAGUUCAAGAACCAGAGCCCAUAAUCCAUCAUAGCAUGCAUAGAAGUUUAAUAAAGAGAGAUAAUAUUUCCAAUACAAUGCCAGAUGCCGUGGUACAAGAUGAAGAACAAGUCACUAGUAAUGUUUUGACUUCUAAUGAAAGCUUUUUGCUACAGCAAAAAGAUGCCAAGACUUCCAACGAUACAAGACAUUCUGGAGAAUUCAAGGAACACAAUUGUGUCAAGACUGCAGGAGCAAAUGACAAUGCUGUUGGUUAUGACAAACAAGGAGAUGCUGCACAAGCGGAUGUAUUGAAUGGGAAUCCCUUGGCCAAUUGCAGCGUCAGUACCCCAAGUAUUUUAGGGGUAGUUAAUCGGCAGUUAGAGGGGGAACAAAUCAGUAUUCCAAAUCAUAGUAUAAUAGGAGAAAUUAGUUCAGAAAUUGAAAAUGAAUCCCAGCGAAAUACUUCGGAGGUCAUUUGUGUGAUAACUGUAUCCUCCAAACAUCCCCUUGAGAAGUCUGUACCAGAAAUUCGUGUUGGUUGUGAAAGUCAACCAAAAGUAGUUGAAAGUGAAGGCCGCCAGCAUUCACUCAAUGAUCAAUCAGGUUCCAUUCCAGGAUCAGUGGAUGAAGCAAGCCACCAGAUUGUUGAUUCAAAAGCAAUGGAUAAUAGCACUCAACCAAUUGAACUGGAUAGGAUGUGUGAUGAUUGCAUAGCUGUUUCAAGAGUUUGUGACGGUGAGGUAAAAAAUGUAUCUCCAGGAAGCAGAACAAUUUGUGAGAAUAAUACAGAAAAUAUUCACUUUGUGAAAGCUGACUGUGACUCAAGGGCAAAUGAUAUGUUGAUUAAUGACUACUGCAACAUGUCUGAAUGGCAGCUUAGUGAUGAUGAUUCUUCAAUGGAUACCUCUAUGAGCUAUGAUGAUCAGUAUGAUGUCUCAGGAAACUUUGAGCAGCAUGCUAAUAUACUUCCUGAAUGGCAGCUUGGAGAUGAUGGUUCUUCUAGGCACACUUCAACACAAUUAGAUGAUCACCAUGAUGUCCCAGGAAAUUUUGAGCAACGAGCUGAUUCACGUUCAGAUUCUGAAACAAACAAAAUGGUUUGUGAAGAUGAGAGUUUGGUGAAAACUGACGGUCACUUGCUUGAUGAGAAUGAAGUUUGUGGUGUGACCAAAGAUUUCAUUUCAAACACCAAAAACUCUAUUUGUAGUGGAUCUGAAAACCCCUCUCGCUUUUUGCAACUCAUUGUACCAGCUCAGUCGGUCACGGAAUUAGAUCACACUAUGAGCAAGAGUGAGAAAUCACUUGCGAAAGAUGUACAGCCCCUGAACUUUGCUGAAAAUCCUGAGGUUUAUAAUUGCAACAGUGAACAGUGUCUUUCAGUUGCCAAUGAUCAGCUUCCGUCGGUGGGUGAUAUUGACAAUAAUGAAAAAUCUCAUCUUUCAGAACUGCAGGGGACUACUGUUGUUUAUGCGAAUUCGCAGCAUGUUAAUAACAUAAUGCACUUGGAGGGUGAUGGGGAGACAACAAAUGCUGCUUACUCUGAAGAAAUCAAGAACCAAAAUCUAUUUGAGGGUGCAUCAAAAGGAAGCAUUAUCUCUACAAGUGAAAGCAACUAUUCAAAUCAUCAUACACAACCAAUGCCAGAGUACAAAGAUGGAAAUCUUGAAGCGGAUGACAGCUUAGAAUGCCUGCAAAUGGGUAAUAUGAAAGUUUGUUCCACUGACAUAUUGCCAACAGAAGUUCAAUUCAAUGAUCAAGUUGUGUCUGCUGAGUUUGAUUCCUUCAUAAAAAGCAGUGAAGAUAUCACCGAAGAGGUAGUUACUUGCCAAUCCGAUGUGCAUUGUUCUUCUAGUGAAAAUUCGAAGUUACCAGCUUCAGAUAAUGAGCCCUUUCGCACAAGAAUCCCACAAGGGAGCGAAGUUAGUUCCCAGGAAGCGAAAAAUAACGUUCUUGAGGAUCAUGAGUUCACUAAUAUUGACACUCAGAAUCAGACAACUGGCGGCCUUCAUUUAGCAGAAGAAAGCAGCAAAAUAACUCAUCACGAGAAAUCUGCGACGAAAAGCAAGCCGGAAGUCCCUUCUGUGAAGAUUCCACCAAAUGUUGCUCCGUUUUCUGAUGAAUGGUUAGCUGCAAUUGAAGCUGCUGGAGAGGAGAUUCUGACAAUGAAAGGCGGGGCAGUACAAAAUUCUCCCCCUGAGAAGCCUCAGCAUGAACCAAGUCCUUGGUCCCCGGUUCGUAAACAUCAAGCCAUUGGACCGUAUGAUUGUACGAAACACACUAAUAUCCCACAUUCCGAUUCCUCAUGACAAAAACUCUGAUUUGUGAUUUGAUCUUACAAUAUCUUCAAUCACUAACUUUUUCUUCGUUGCUGGUCUCUUUAACUAAAGACACGUUGUAUGGAGCAAGGAGCGAUGCUCCAUGAAAAUGUUUUCAAAGAGCAAAAAAGAUUUAAAAAAAUAAUUAGCUUAUUUUCACUAACUGUAAAUGAUAUCUGUUAUACUUGGUUUUACAAUUGUAUAAUGAUUCAUUUUACGAUUUUCCACUAUGUGUAGGAUAUGACUAACAAACUGAAUAAUGAUCCUUCGCAGAUUUACGAAGAUCUAAUGUCAACGCUUCA
Arachis duranensis is the source of this 4577-nucleotide messenger RNA. RefSeq lists its product as uncharacterized. Lineage: Eukaryota; Viridiplantae; Streptophyta; Magnoliopsida; Fabales; Fabaceae. Gene Ontology annotation, molecular function: microtubule binding. The record is from RefSeq and is a predicted model, not a curated record. The transcript has 11 exons. Bases 220 to 4266 code for a protein of 1348 amino acids.